GGUAUUACUCUUAUAGCAAUUGAUGAAGCACACUGCAUUUCAGAAUGGGGUCAUGACUUCAGAAGUGCCUACCGGAAUUUGGGCUCCCUCAAGAAAAUGCUUCCAUCAGUACCUAUUGUGGCUUUGACAGCAACAGCCAGUCCCUCAAUCCGUGAAGAUAUUUUGAAAUCCUUAGAUUUGCAAAAUCCACAAGUCACAUGCACUAGUUUUGAUCGACCAAACCUUUUUCUGGAAGUAGGAAGGAAAACUACAAAUAUCAUACAGGAUCUUCAAAAGUUUCUUAUUAAGAAGCCAAGGUCUGGAUGGGAAUUUGAAGGAGCCACAAUUGUUUAUUGCCCCUCCAGAAAAACAUCUGAACUGGUAACCUCAGAAUUGUAUAAGCAGGGUAUUUCAUGUGGCACUUACCAUGCUGGCAUGGGGAUCAAGGCAAGAAGGGAAGUGCACCAUCGCUUCAUGAGAGAUGAAAUACAGUGUGUUGUUGCCACUGUAGCUUUUGGUAUGGGGAUCAAUAAGCCGGACAUUCGCCAAGUUAUACACUAUGGAGCUCCUAAAGAAAUGGAAUCCUAUUAUCAGGAAAUUGGAAGAGCUGGAAGAGAUGGGCUGCCAAGCAGUUGUCAUGUUCUGUGGGCUCUCACAGACAUGAAUUUUAACAGGCACAUGCUAAGUGAGAUCCAAAAUAAACAUUUUCGAGAGUACAAACUGAAAAUGUUAGCAAAGAUGGAAAAAUAUCUUCUUUCAAACAACUGCAGACGC
Molecule: messenger RNA, 753 nt
Organism: Staurois parvus
Lineage: Eukaryota; Metazoa; Chordata; Amphibia; Anura; Ranidae
Source: the annotation of a GenBank genome assembly